Messenger RNA from Chrysoperla carnea, 2007 nucleotides. RefSeq lists its product as uncharacterized. The record is from RefSeq and is a predicted model, not a curated record. The transcript has 2 exons. Lineage: Eukaryota; Metazoa; Arthropoda; Insecta; Neuroptera; Chrysopidae. The coding region runs from base 38 to 1975 and encodes 645 amino acids.
UAAAAGUUAACUUAAUGAAAAUUGGUGCUGGCUAAAGAUGGAUGUUCAUAAAAGAAAUUACGUUAAAGGAAUAAUGAUUUCUGCAAUUAUCAUUAUCAUAUCACCUGAAUUAGUUACUACAUCUUCUAAUGUAUCAUUUAUACCUGAAUCAAAUUUGUAUACUCUAUCUAAUAUUUCUACAAUAUUUUCUCAAAAUGUUCCCAAACAUGUAACAAUCACUAAUGAAGAAAUUAAAACAAUUCUACACCAAUUCAAUGAAGUUGACGAUGAUUUAAAUUCAAUACAAAAUAUUUUUAGAUCACAAACCAAAGAGUCCAAAUCACGCAUAGUCAGAUCAGUGGGACGAUCAAAAUGUACAAUUUCUAAGCAAAAAUUAACAAAUUUGAAAAAUGAAAUAGAAAGUAUACUUUCAAAGGCAUCAAGCGACAAUAAUCCAAGUACAUGCACCUUAAAUCUCAAUGAUCCAGAUAAUUGUAACGAACUGACCAAAGUAAUUCAAUGUGGUAUUCAACAUUUGAAAAAUGGUUUUGUCGAUGCAGUUACAUCAGACAAUGGUUCCAUCGAUGAAAUUAUGAAAUGGAAAAACGCAUAUGAAAGUUUACUUGAUAAAUACCAAAAACAAAGUGAUGAAUUGAAACAAGCUUUAUCGGAAGAAUAUCAACUAAAGUUGGAUAAAUUACAAACUGAUUUGCAAAAAUUAGGGAACGCAUUGAAUAAGGCAUUAGAACGUUUACAAACUACCACAAUAAAUUUAUGUAUUACGGAAGUUAUGCUUGGGAAAUUUAGCGAAGCUCUUGCACAUUUUCAAGAAUUAAAAUCAGUUUCAAUAUCUGUUAUUAUAAAGGAGUGUUAUAAUUUUCAAAAUGGCAAUGAUGAGUUCUAUAACUUUAAAAACAUUAUAAAUUUUAUAAGACAGCAACCAUUAAUUUUAAAUGAUGAAAUUGCUUACAAAACUUUGUAUAAAGAGAUGGAAUCGAAAAAUCAUUUAAGUUCUUUAAAAAUAAUUUUAUUAGCUUGGGCAAUACAAAAUUCUCCAGCAAAAGAUAAACUUACAAAUGUAUACUCAAAAGUAGAAAAUUAUUUAAAUAAAAUCAAAGAUCUAUGGGCAGAUGAAAUUUAUUAUAAUCGCCAAGAUAAAAAACUUACAAAUUUUGCUACCAAGAAUCCAUUUUUCUUUCGUGAUAUUUUAAGUGAUACUUUAAAGGUGGCUUUAAAAAAGCCAAAUGCAUUAACAGAUAAAUUUGACAAUAUUAUCCAAUUUAUUAAACGAUUGCCAAAAAUUAGCCAAGAUGCUACAGCAUAUUCAAUUUUAUUCGAUGAAAUGCAAAAGCAAGGCAUGGAAAAUAAUAAUAGAAUUACUAAACUUGCCUACAACGUAAGGCAGUCUAUGGAACAACCAAAUUAUCAAAAUAUAGCAAAAGAAUUUCAGAAUAUGUUUGAGGAUGUAAAACGAAAGAUACCUUCUUGGGCUCGUAAUAUUAUUUGGAAUGGCGAUAAGUGCAAAUUAAAGAAUCGUAAUUGGGACCAAUAUAUAUACGCGAAUGGAGAGGAUGAAUAUGAUUCAAAGCAUCGCAGAGUAUUUUCAUGGAAAGAUGGCACAACUCAAGAUAUUAUGAAACCAGAAAAUCAAUGGAAAUUUGAAACUGACGAUGGUGGUGAAUCUUUUAAGAUAAAAAAUGUUCAUUGGAAUGAAUAUUUAUAUGCUGAUUCAGAUUAUAAAGAUAAGAGUCGUUGUCGAGUCUAUACUUGGAGACAGGGAACUCAAGUACUUCACGGCUCUUGGAAAAUAACCCCAACUAACAAUGGAAAUUAUGUAAAUAUUCAAAAUACCAAUCAUAAUGAAUAUUUGUUUGUUGACAGUGGAUUGCGAUGGAAUCAAAGAUAUAGUAAGUUGAGACGGAGGGUAUUCACUUGGAGAUCAGGGACACCAUCAGGUGUAAUGAUUCGAGAAAGCGAGUGGGAAUUAGUUUGUUAAUACAGUCAAAUAAGUUAAAAAACAAAUAAUUA